Molecule: messenger RNA, 2556 nt
Organism: Nematostella vectensis (starlet sea anemone)
Lineage: Eukaryota; Metazoa; Cnidaria; Anthozoa; Actiniaria; Edwardsiidae
Exons: 12
Coding region: 171-2177 (668 amino acids)
Biological process (GO): regulation of transcription by RNA polymerase II
Cellular component (GO): transcription regulator complex
Molecular function (GO): transcription factor binding; DNA-binding transcription factor activity, RNA polymerase II-specific; RNA polymerase II cis-regulatory region sequence-specific DNA binding
Source: RefSeq, a predicted model, not a curated record
GGCAAACCUCAGAGAAGAAGGUUGUUCAAGGUUGUUACGAAGUGCGCCAAAUAUUUGACAAUUCAGUGCGAGCUUUCGCUUUUUAACGCUAUUCAGGGAUAUUACGUCGCUUUUUAACUUCUUGGUAAUAAUUUCUUGCUAUUCUGUGAGUUUCUGAGUCGGUUUUAUCCAUGGAAAGUGAAGAUACAGAAACGUUUACAGAUCCUGGACUGAAGGAUCAGUGUUUGCUUUCAGUUUUUGAGGAUCCAAAUCCGUCAAACGAGAUGACAAGCAUGGAUAAAGAUGAUUUUGAAUCCCUGCUUCUUGGCACUAGUGUCGCACCUACUACAUCAACAUCACUUGUGCCACCCCUAGAUGUGGUAUGUCAUGCUGAUAAUGCCCUUGUAUCUUCCCUGAUGUCAGAUUGCGACCAGGCUAUGUCGCCUGUGGAAUCAGCUUUUGCCACCAGUGUCUCUACCACCCCUACCAUGUCUCCAUCACCGUUUUCCUAUUCUCCGUCUUCUGAGUCGGGCUAUGAGGAUGAUUGCGAGCAGGAUGGUGGUAUUUCGCGCCAGGCAAAUGCGUGGAUGGAGUGUGAUGAUACACCUGCACUUGCAGAUUUGCUAAAAAACAACACAGCUUUUCUGCCAGAGGCAAAAACUAGCCAGCAAGAGUCGACUAUCCAAAGAGCCUGCGAAGAGCUCCAGAAGCUGAUUGCAUCAACAUGCAAUUCAACUGUCCAGAUGCCAGCAACUGUUGCUUCAGUAUCUACACAGGCUGCAUCCCCAACACUGCCAUCAUAUACCCAGAAUGGCUUGGUGUCUGCUCCUCUGUCUACAACAAUUGGUUUAGCAACAACAUCUGACCCCAUGGACAUAACAAGAAAUCAUUUGAGUGUGCCGUCUGCUGAUAAGACAGCAAUUUGUGAACCCAAGCUUGUAUUACUGGAGGAACCAGAAGAGAAUUACCGUGCUCGUUACGAAAGUGAAGGCUGCCGAGGGCCAAUCCACGGCAGUAGUGACAACACUUUUCCCACAGUAAAGGUACUGGGCUACUCUGGCUCUGUCUGGAUAACUGUGCACCUGGUGACAAGCUCAGGCCAGCCACACUACCAUUCCAUCCAUGGACCAGGUUCUACCAAGGUCCCAUGCAAGGAGUUCUUGUUACCUGGUGAAAUUCCUGCUGUGCAAGUGCUUGUCGAACCAGAUUGCGAUAUGACUGCUAUUCUCGACUCUCUGAGUAUCAGGAGAUUAAGGAACUGGGAAGGGGACAAAGAAUUAAAAAAGAGAGGAAUUGACCCAAGGACAUGGAAGAAGGAGAGAAAAGAAGCAAGGCUUCUGUUUCAGGCAGAUAUCCCUGCCAAAGAUGGUCUUCCCGAGAUGAAGCUAUCUUGUAAAUCCAGAAUAUUCCAGUGCAGUUCGUCUGGUGCCACUGGUAACCCUGAGAUCUGGUGGACCAGUCGAACAGAGGGUUGUGUAGAGGGUGGAGAAGAGUUGGGUCUUAUUGGCAAGAAAUUCCCCACAGGUUUCAAAGUCCGAUUCUCUGCCAAUCUCCCUAGCGGCAAGGUUUGGGAGGCUCUUGUUGAUUGCGAUAAGAAUAAGUCACACCAGGGUGCUGGAGUUAUAUGUACUCCUCCCUUCUUUGACCUCAACAUCAUGUCACCUAUGAGAGUAAACCUGGAGGUUCUUAGUACCAGUAAGAAUGCAAAGUGCAGUGACCCAGUUGAAUUUACUUAUCAGCCACGACCACAUAACUCUGCAAUUGCAAAUGUGUCAGCUUGCCUAUCCACUCCUGGACAGGAUUCCAUUGCACAGGGGGGAUUUGUUACUGCACUUCAGGGGGGGACAACCAUUACAACUCUUCCAUCUUGCAGCAAAUUAAUCAACUGCACAGCUACACCUAUGCAGCCUUGUGUCGUACCUGCGCAAACCAAAGAAAGCGAUGAAACUGAUUGGCAAAGAAUCAUCGUUCAAUUAAAAGAACUUCACCAAAAAGGGGAAAUCACAACUCAAAACAUCAAGGAUCUUUGUGUGUGCAUACAAAACAAGGACCUGUUGUUGUUACAAGCCUUUCGCUCAGCCAAAAAUGCAGGUACGAUCGAGGAGUGCCAGCUCAAGUUCAAGCAGUACCUCUCGCAUUUGUUGGAAGCCUUUGUGGUUCAUCAGCCUUGUACAUUAAUAAUGCAUGGUAGUAAGUAAUGUACUUUCAAGAAGCUUCUUAUGUGACAUCGUUAGAACACAAAAAUAUUCAUGUACCCGAAUUAACUUCUUGUGAGAUCAUUUGCUUUGUAUAUAAGGUAGUGAUGGUACCAAUUAUUGUACAUUAUUAAAACACUAUGUGUUUAAAUUAAGUUAUAGUAAGUUAUUAGAGAUAACAAAACUCGAAGAGACUGUCCUAUAGCUGAAAUACGUGCCCAUUACUGAGAGAUUAUUUAUAGAUGAGCAGAUUGUAUUCUAAGAUGUACGUCAUAAAAAUACCAUUUUGUGCAUAUAUACCUAUGAGUGUUUCUUUUUCAACAGUAUGGCAAUAAAAAUUUGGAUGUAAUUAUUGAAAUAAAGAAUGAGUUGUUUAACAAAA